Messenger RNA from Pelobates cultripes (western spadefoot toad), 23232 nucleotides. Lineage: Eukaryota; Metazoa; Chordata; Amphibia; Anura; Pelobatidae. The record is from the annotation of a GenBank genome assembly.
CUGUAGAGUCAUAACAGACUGAGAGGUUUGCAGGAAUCACCAUGCGUUAUUUUGCUUCAUAUCUUGGUACUAUUACUUGUGAGUAUUCUGUUAAUUAUUAACCAUGGUGACAGUAAGAUAGGUUAAUUUAAUAGAUCUAAUUUUAUAUAAUGUUUUAUUUUUUGCAUAUUUGCAUAUUUAUGUGUAAAGUACAUAUGAGUAUCAAUGUUUUACAACCAAUGUUACAUCACUGUAGUGAAUUUGUAUUAGAUUAUCUAUAGUAGAGUAGCUAUACAGACAUUAUAUGGACUUACAAUGGAGAUGUCAUAAUUAGAAGGGUCUGCUCAAUAGAAUGUGCAACAUUAGAGUGUAAUAAUAUUUAAAUAGUCCAUCAGUAGAUUGUAGCAAGUCUCCUAUGGUUGGAGAACAGAUGGAUUCAUAAUUUGUUUUAAGUAGUAAUUUUUGAUAUCUGCCACCUGAUUAAUAACUUGAUGAACAACGUCUAGGCAAAAGUUGAAUUAGCAAACUUAUUCUUAAUUUAUUGUUCACUUUCGUGAGAACCUUGUUCACAUGUUUCUGCUGUUCUUUUCUGAUAACUUACCAGUAGUCUUGUACGUUAACCUUGGGAAAUAAACUUACACUAUUUGUAUGUUAAUGUAUUUUAUUUAUCCAUUUUGCAAAAGCAGUUACCAGCACACUAUCCCAAAUCAUAUUACACAGUUAAAUGAGAGAGGUUUUUAGUACCACUGCAAUGGUCUUUAAAGUGUAAGCUCACAUGCCAAGUGACGGAAAACACUUUUAGAUGAGUCGUACACUAACAAUUCACUUUGAUGUUUUCAGCUAAAAGGCAUAAUCUCUAAGGAGACAGAAAGGGUUAUUCCUAUGAACCCUUACACUAUGGCACUUUGGGAUGGACAGCAGUACUGUAACAUGGCUGUUUAGUACAGAAAUGUCAUGGUACCCAGGACACAAAAUGCAAAACUUAGGACACAUCUAACUGUUCCAAAACCUUUCCAAAUGAUUCAUGAACAUAAGUCACUAUUAAAAAAUCUAUGGGAAUAGUUGUAGAUGAAUCAUUUGGAAAGCUUUUUUAACAGUUUUUAAUCAUUUGGAAAGCUUAUUAAAUUCAGGUAUAAGGUUGGUAUAGAGAGAGACAGAGUCAAAUUACUGGUGCUUAAAAUUGGCUGUGGUUCUGAGAGAUAAUGUAUUUUGAUAUUAAUAUAUUGAUACAUGAGCUACUGUCAUAUUUUGCAUAGGCGUAGUACAAUCCCCGUCUCGAGAAACAUGUAGAUCCAAAGUGUUGUAAGUUAACUAUGUUCAGCAACCCCCAGUAUAUUUAAAUGAGAGAAGAGAAAAUCUUAUAGUGUAGUAUAUAAUUAAAUGUGUAGCUCAGCAAAAAAAGGUAUCUUACUUACACUUUUCAGAGAAAGAACCUGCUCUUAGUGGUAUAGCCUUAGUGGUAUAAUCCACAUCUGGAAUGUGCAGGAACCAGGAAAGCCAGCCAGCAAUAAGUGGAAGUAUAUAGAAGUAUAAUUUAUUAGGGAGUUAACUUUAUUAUAUAACAUUAAAACGCACCAAAGAAUACCAAAAAGUCAAAUGUUGCGACCAAGAUGAAACUGUUCGGAGUUGUCUAUUUUUAAUUACCAAGAAAAUAAGAUGAAGAAUGAAUUUAUAGAGAAGCAAUAUAGUAUAGAGUUUGUAGAGAAAACUAUAAACUCAACAAAAAAGUUAGACAGGAAUAAUUUAAUCCUAGUGAUAAAGAUAAAAAGGAUCUCGCCCUACCUUUAGUGCUAGAUUAUAUAAUAAAAAUAUACAGGUUAGAAAGAUGAUUAAAACAUAUUGGCACAUACUAAAAGAGGUUGAUAUAUUAACAAAAACAUUAUUCCAGACAACCCCAAAAUUAUUUUUAUAGGAGCCUGUAGUUUAAAAAUGCCUCUAACAAAAAAAAUAUACAAGAAAAAACAAAUCAAGUCUCAUUAAUAUUUUUGUUAGAUGAAAUUGCAUGGAAAAUUAAUAAAUCGAACAAUACUAAUAAAAUCUAUAAUAUAAAACAAUACUAUAACAUGCAACAGCAGAAAUGUUAUUUAUUUAUUAGAAUGUCCCCGCGGCCAAUAUAUUCAUUUAUAGUCAAUAUAUAUAGUCAAUAUAUUCUGCAGAAAAAUCAGACCCCUAAAAAUAAAAACAGGUGAGCAUUGCCGCAAUAUAGAAAAAGGGUUAAAAAACCAUCUAGUCUCCUCACACUUUAAUUUUCAUAACAAUGACCGGGUAAUUUAAAAUGCAUGGGUAUGCAGUUUAUCUUUGGUUGUAAUUCUGAUGAACGCUCCAAACGGGAGCUAAAAUGUUGAUGUUGAUCUGUUUUUGUAACGCUAUAAAUUAAAAGCUGAGACGAAGUUGCACACGCAGUGCACCGAAACACACGUCGGGCUAUUUUCUUUAUCUCACAGGGUGUUUUAUACCAUGUAUAUUUAAACAUGGAAUAAUUUUUAUAGCCUGCAACUUUUCCUUUCUUUUUCUAACCUCUGACUGGGAGAGAGGCUUUAUCUUAUCUCUAUGCUGCUUUUUCUUUCAGCUAGUUUUUAAGUGCUGCUUUGAGACAUCACCAUACCAAGACAUAACAACUUGGUAUAUACCCAAAUGUCUACUAUCUAAGAUUUCUAUCAGCCUAGCCUCUUACAAUGUUCACAUACCGGAAUGAACAUUUACUAUAGGAACUGAAUAUCUUCCUCUACCUUGCUAAUUACAUUUUAUUAACCCUUUGAAUGACCCUUAGCUUGGACAUUUUGAAUAAAGCCUUUAUUAUAGGGAUUCCAAUUGAGUUAAUUUUUAGUCAGAGUAAAGCAAAUUUGCUUUAGUAUUCACCCUGACUCAUCCACUAUUCUUGGUUCCUCAGAUAGAUUUACAUUGUAUAUAGCUUUCUAAAAUAUCCAGAUUAUAUCCAUAUCUCUUUUUUUUUUAUCUUUAUUUUUUUUUCCUUCUUUUCAAUUGUUUUAAACAUUUAACAAAUUGUAAUGUUUGUACAUUCUGUGAUCAAUGUUCAUUUUCUACAAGUCUUAUUUGCAGGGAAAUAGGAAUAUAUAGAAAUCUUAAAAAUACAAUUUAACAUUAAGUAUUUGAAAAUAUACAUAUUAUACAAAUUUACAAUAUAACACAAGACAGUGUAGCAGCAAAAUAUGUACCAAGAUUGCUAUAGAUAGAGUGGGAGGGGGUUCAGGUAUAGCUGAUAUGUUUUCAAUGUUCAAGGUAUGUACACUGGCUUCAAUCAAUCACAAACAGUUUCCAUAUCGAUCAACUUAAGACAUUUCAUCCAGACAGUUGUUUUUUUGCUUAAUUUUUGUUUACUCUACAUCAGCUCCAUUUUUAUCUGAAACUCGAGUUGGUUUUUUACAUUCUUCCAGGGGACUUCUAAAUCUCGCAACCACUAUUUUGGCAGCUAAAAAAAGGUGUAUAAGGAUUACUUUUAAUUCAUACGCCAUAGGUGGCCAAUUUAAAUGUAGUAGAACAACCUCUGGAGAAAUUUUUAACUCGAGUUUUAGAUUUUUGAAUAUAAAUUUUUGUAUUGUCGACCAAAGAUUUCUUAAUUUAUGACAGUCCCACCAGAUGUGUUUAAAAUUACCUCUAGCACAUUUACAUCUCCAGCAAAUAGGAUUGGUUAAAGAGUAUAUUUUAUUUAAUUUCGCCGGAACCAAGUACCACCUAUUUAAGACUUUAAAGUGCGUUUCCAACAAAUUUAAUGAAUGUAUGUUCUUCUUAACAUCUAUCAUUGAAGAACCCCAUUGUUUCAUACCAAUAUCAAUACUCAAAUCUUUUUUCCAUGCUAAUAUGGCUGUUGGAUUUAUAUCCUUAACACUAGAUUUGGUUAGUAUUAAAGCUUUAGAAAGUGGUUUGUUGAUUUUUUUUGAGGUGAAUAAUAAAUCAAUCAAAUUGCUUACAUUUGAUUUUGGUAUGAUAAGGUGUGUGGACAUAUAACUUUUGAGUCUAAGGAAAUUAAACACUUCUCUAGAUGGAAGAUUAUAUAGACUUGUUAUUUGGGCAAAAGUUUUGAUUGUUCCUUCUGUCAAUAAAUGUUGUAGUCGUAAUAUUCCUAAUUUUUUUCAAUUAUUGAGAUUUAAAUCUUCCACUUGGUUUUCUACAAUAUUUAAUUCCAAGUAGCUUUCUAUGUUUAAUGCUUUUUUUAUUUUAAACCAAUUUUUUAAUAGUUGAGUCAAAAUAACAUUGGGAUAUUCUUUUUUUUUUUGAAAUUUUAUCUAUGUUCCAAAUUAAGCAAUCUAAGCUAGGAACUUCUCCUGCUCUCAUUUCCAUCUUAUACCAUCCCUCAUUUUUAUUUUCCUCUAUUUGCAUUCUAUAGAUAUGCAGAAUAGUAGCUGCUUUAAAAUUAUUCACUAUGGAUGGAUAAGCAAGUCCACCCUUAUAUAUAUUUUGUACUAAUAUUGAUUGUUUUAAUCUUGGUUUCUUACCUUUCCAAAUAUAUUGGGUGAAGCUUUUUUGUAUUAACUCAAGCCAGUGAGUCGAAAUAUGAAGAGGUAGCAUUUGAAACAUAUAGUUCCAUUUUGGUAUUACAUAAGAAUUAAUCACAUUUAUCCGUCCCCAGAAGGUAAUUUCUAAAUUUCUACGAUCUUUUAACCAUUUGUUAAGCUCCAAUAAUAAUGCCAGAAAGUUUAUUUCCAUAAUCCUAUUUAUCUCUCUAGUAAUUUUAAUUCCUAGGUAGUCCAUACUUUCCUUGACCCAAAUAAAUUCGUAGCUCUUUUUGAUUUCUUGUUGCGUUUUUUUAUCGAGAUUAAUAUCUAAUAUCAAGGAUUUGUUUACAUUUAGUUUAUAAUUUGAUAUGAGACUAUAUCGAUCUAUUUCCUGCAUAAUAUGAUCCAGUGAGCUUUUAGGGUUUGUAACAGUGAUUAAAAUAUCGUCAGCAUAUAGACUGAUUUUUUGAUCUUCAUCUAUAACUUUGUAACCUUUAAUCUUCUUGUUAUUUCUAAUAUUUUCAGCCAGUGGCUCGAUAGAUAAUAAAUAAAGUAGUGGUGAAAGGGGACAUCCUUGUCGAGUCCCAUUUUUAAGUUGGAACCACGGAGCAACAAUAUUAGGUCCAAUAGUACGUGCAACUGGGUUUACGUAAAGAGCCAUAAUGGCUUUCUUUAUCCAGCCUUCUAAUCCAUAGUGUGAUAAAACAGCUUCUAAAUAUUUCCAGCUGACUCUGUCGAAUGCUUUUUCAGCAUCAAUCGACAGAGUCAGAACUGGAAUCUCAUUUCUGUUUGCAUCAUCCAAGAUAUUUACAAUUCUCCUCAUACUUGUAUAAGAAUUUCUGCCUGGAACUUAUCCUAUUUGAUCUUUAUGGAUAAUUAGUGGGAGAAGUUUCUUUAUUCUAACAGCUAGAACUAAAGCAUAUAACUUAGUAUCUACAUCUAUUAAAGAUAUUGGACGGUAAUUUUUAAUAUCAGUAGGAUUUUUAUCAUUUUUUAAAAUUGGCAAAAUGUUAGCCUUCAGCAUCUCUGCUGGCAAAGAUCCUCUAUUUGCCGCUAUGUUGAAGGCAUUGGUCAGAUGAGGACAUAAUAGAUCUUUAAAUGUUUUAUAAAAUAAAUUAUUAAAUCCAUCAGGACCUGGUGUCUUUGAUCUUUCUAGCUCAUUUAUGGCUUUCAUAAUCUCAUCUGUAGUUAUCGAUUUAUUUAGAAGUUCAUUGUCAAUUGCUGUUAUUUGAAACUUAUUUAUAGUUUUCAAGUAUUUAUUGAUAUCAUCAUCUGUAGUAAUUUGAAAUAUAUUAUAUAACUUACUAUAGAAUUCAUUAAAGCAUUUUCCUAUUUCUCUGGGAGUUGUUACCAUUUUUCCAUUAUAUAUUAGUUUUUCCACUUUGUUCUGUCCUUUCUGUUUUCUAAGUUUUUGAGAUAGCAUUUUGUCAGCUCGAUUACCUUUAGAAUAAUAUUUGAGUUUUAAUCUAUCCAUAUUUUUGGCUGUUCUUUCUAUUAUUUUUUGCUUUAUGUUUUCUUUCAGUUCUAAUAUUUUCUCAGGAUUUCAGAGGAAGGAGAUUGUUUGUUAAUAUGAGCCAUAUUUCUUAAUUCAGUAUAUAAAUAGGAUAGGGUAAUGUUCUUAUCAAGUUGACUUUGUAAUUUAAUAAAAUGACCUCUCAUCACAGCCUUAAAGGCACACCACAGAAUAGAUGGAUCGAUGUUUUCUGAAGUAUUUUCUUUAAAGUAAUUUUUUAUAUUAUUUUCUAUAUAGGUUUUAUUUGUUUCAGAACAGAGCAAAAUAUUGUUCAGGCGCCAAGUGAAAGAUUCUCCUUUAACGAUACGAAAGGCUAUUUCGCAGGACACCCGAUUAUGGUCCGUCCAGACUAUUUAGUUAAUAUUAGUUUUUUUAAUCAUAUCAAUAAUACUUGGAUCUACCCAAAUCAUAUCCAAUCUUGAAUAGGAAAAAUGAACUUUAGAGAAAUGUGUGUAAUCUCUUUCAUUAGGAUUAUAAAUUCUCCAGAUAUCAAACAGAUUAUACUCAUCUUUUUUUAAAGCUUUGGCUUGUUUUAUAACAAUUUGAUUUAACUUGUUUCCUUUCAUUAGUUUUUUGUCUAUCUGUGGGUCUAGUACAGCAUUAAAAUCCCCUGCUAAUAUUAACUUUCCCACUUUAAUUUCAUCUACUUUUUCCAGUAUUGUUUUUAAAUAGGAAACCGGUGAACAAUUUGGAAGGUAUAUAUUGCAUAGUGUAAAAAGUGUGGAAUCAAUUUUACAUAUUAUUAUCAAAUAUCUGCCUUUAAUAUCUUGUAUCUGGUGAAUAAUUUCAACCUUGAUUUUUUCUCCAAAUAUAACAGCUACUCCGCAUUUUUUUUAUCCUUAUUGGAAGCUUGAAUAAUAAGCGGAAAUCUUUUACCUCCCCAAUUCUGUUUAUCUGUUUGCCUCCAGUGAGUUUCUUGUAAAAAUAUUAAAUUUAAUUGCUUUUUGCUCAAAUAUCUAUAUAAUAGAGCUCUUUUUGCUAUAGUAUUCAUACCUUGAACAUUGAGUGUCAGCAUUUUUAUCAUGUCGCUUCCCAAGGCACCUCCACAUCCGCCUCAUAAUCACUAUUAUCCUUCCCUAUUGCUGCAAAAACAUAUACAUGACAACACCAAUAACAUAAAGUUAAAAUCAUUGGAGGAAGUCCUCCCUUCUUAACACAAAGACUAUAAAUUUUCAUUUAGAAAAAUCAGUCUUUACUGUGUCUUUAAAUCAGACACAAAGUAGGUGUGACCGGAGAGAGAUAAUAUUAUUUACACGUUUACCCCCCCCCCAAAAAAAAGACCUUUUGUUUUUAAAAAAUAUCUUAUUUUCCAUCUUCCCUUUUCCCCCUCCUCCUCUUUUUCUCAAUAAACAUGUUACUUCUUAAGGUAAUUUCUAUACUUAUUCCAACAAAUUUGUAAACAGUUCUCUCAUUAAUCUUCGUGUUAUUCAAAUACUAGUAUAUUCAAUCCUAUUAUCUACUUCUGACAUGUGAAUUAAUUUAAUCUUUUUAGUUCUGUGCACAUAGUGUUCAUUAAACUAUUAUUAUAAAUUUUAGAUCUAUUUUUUCCAUCUGACUUUUAUAUCCCUUUAAUAUUAUGUGAAAUAGUUUUCUGAAAAAAAGUUACUCUUGUACAAACUUUUCUAUAAUAGUGAAGGCUUGUGGGCCAUACAAGUGAGAAUUACAAAUAAAAUCUACUAUAUUAGUGAAAGCGUAUGAGCUAUCUAAAUGAAAUUUCCAAGUGACAUCUUCAAACCAAAAUUGCUACUUAGUUAUAUUGAGAGAUCUCUUUGUCAUGAAGAGAGGGGAGAGAAAAAAAAAAAUCCUUUCUUUCUUUUCCUUUCCUUUCUUCUUUUGCUUUUUAUCUUCUGUCGCAACAGUCUUUUUAUCUUUCUUCUCUAAUGCUAGUUAACCAACUAUUUGCUUCAUUUGCAUCCAAAAAAAGUUUAUUUUCUUGUUUCCAAAUAAACUUUAAGGAUGCUGGAAGGCUCCUUUGGAAUCUGAUCUCAUUUUUUCUUAGAAAGUCUGUCACGGCAGAGAAGGAUUUUCUCCAAAACCUAGUAAAAUAAGAUAAGUCUUGCAAAAAAAUUAUAUCUUUAUAAAUAAAAUUAAUUCGGGGUUUAAUACGGCUGGCUUUCAUUAGAUUUUCUCUCAUUGAGAAUGAAGAAAAACUUACUAUCACAUCUCUUGGGAGAUGUGAAACAAUUGUGUUAGGUUUAUAAAUUCGAUGGAAGUUUACUAUUUGAUGGUCAUCUGAUGGCAUUUCAGGUAGAAUUUCUUUAAAUAAGUUGCUUAGAUAUUCCUUUAGUUUUUCGUUAGUGAUUUCUUCGGGAACCCCUCUUAUUCUUUUAUUGUUUUUUCUUGAUCUGUCUUCCAAAGCUGCUAUUUUUUUUCAAGAUUGUCGGCUUUAUUUGUUAAAGCCUGCAUUUCUGUUUUAAUUGCUUUUAUUUGGGUUCCAAAUACUUCAAGUUUUUUUUCCACUUCUACCACUGAUACUGCCACAUUUUUAAUAUCUUGUUUAAUAUCAUUAAAGCUUGCAUGCAUAUCUUGUUUUAAUAUAUUGCGUUGUAGCUCUAACAAUUGCUUGAGCUGAUCUUGUGUGCUAAUUGAAGCAAUAGCUUGAGAUUGUAGUGGAGAUUGUACAAUUGGGACUUCCAAAUUGGUAUUGGAGGUAUUAGCCGGGUGUGUCAUACAUUCAGUUUUCUGAUCUUGCACAUCUUUAAUAGGGUUUAUAAAAAAACCAGACAACCUCUUUUCUGUUUGUUGUACUGAUUUGAUUUCUUUCUUCUUUUCCAUAGUUGUUUUUCUAGUUGCCAUUUUAUUUUUUACUUCUUUAAUUAAGUGAUUUAACUUAUAUAUCACUUUUAUUUUCGAUAAUUAUGUAUAGUAAUCUUCUCUUUUUAUGCUAUAGAGAUUUUAUCUCUAGCCAAUAUUUAUAUACAGAUAUUUUAGUGUAUUACAAUAUAUUCGAAAGUACUUACAGUUCUAUUUUUUUUGGAGAUUGCUGAAAUUUCUUUUAUUCUUGACUGAUUUUUUUUUCUCUCUUUUUCUUCCCCCUUUUUUUUCUCUUUUUUCUUUUUUCUUCCUUCCUCUUUCCUUUUUAUUUUCUCUUUUUGUUUUUCUUCUUGUUAGUUCGAAAGGAGGAGACUCCUCUUAUUCCCUGCACAGGGGAAAUAGACACCCAGCACCUCUCGUCCUCACCAAAGCUUCAAUGUGUCAAUAUGCUUCUCGAGCAUCGAGUGCCACUGAAUUGUCGCACGCUGGCCGCUUCAGCUCUCCACUCCGCUUCACUCCACUCAGCUAGUUCGCCAACCGCCAGCCAAAAUGCAAUUACGGAGCGGCGUGGUUAGCUCGUCUCCGCGGUCGCUCUCGCCAUCUUCCCUCUGGACACGCCCACCUCCAGCACGUGUGGCGUCUUACGUCAUCACGUACCGCCCCAAAAAUAGUUUUUGGAUAUUUUUUUAUUUCUUUCUACAAUUGUUAGGUCAUGCUAUGCCGCCCUAAUGGCAUUAAAGCCCUCCUUUUGCAAGGUGACAUAGCAUACCCUAGCGGCAUUAACGUGUUAAUGAACUGCUGUCUAUAUCACUUCCCCUGCCACUCCUCUUUAUAAGAAACUGCAUAGAGCUAAGUAAGCAUAUCAAGAGUUUUGGACAUUCAUAAAAACCUUUUUCCUAUUGACAAGCUUAAAGAGACUUUCCACUAUAAAAAAAACGUCAUAUCAGUGAGGUUGUUUUGGGAGCUGGAGUCCUUGAGUGACAUGUUACCUUAUUGAAUGGUUUAACACCAAAGAAGGAUCCUUCUUCCGUUCUCCUUUUCUGAACUGCCAUACUGAUAAGGAAUUGCUGUCUUGGGAGUCAGUUGAUGAUCUCAGCCUAUUACUGGUCACCGAUUGAGGCCAAGGAAAUUGUCUAAAGCACAAACAUUUUCAUUCUCUCUCUUUCACAUUCCUUUAUCCCCACAAUCUUCUCUCUCUUUCCUUAAUGGAACACUAUAGGAUUAGGAAUACAUAUUUGUAUUCCUAACGCUAUAUAGCCCUAGUCACCUAAACAAUGGCUAUGUCCCCGUUCCACAGUGAAUAAAUGUUUAAUUAGCCAUUUAUUUGCUCACCUUAAUCCACCGCCGGACUCCCUCGGCACUAGUGACCUGUCCUCCAUCGAUGUCAGCUCCCAAGAGGAGCCGAAUGCUUUCCAAUGGGUAUCUUUUUUUGACGCUGGAGGUCUGUGAGGACAUGCAGGGUCAAAUAACUGUGAUUUACUCUGUGUAAAUCGUGGAAGUGCCUCUAGUGGCUGUCAGGUAGACAGCCACUAGAGGCUGGAUUAACCCUGCAGUGUAAACAUAGCAGUUUGAGCUAAAGUGGUCUGGGUGCCUAUAGUGGUCCUUUAACUAUCUCUACCUCUCACACUUCCUCUUUCUGUUUCACUAUCCCUUUCUCUCACUAUUCCUCUGCUUGCAUUACUGUCAAACUCAUCCUCUCUCUACUUUCACUUUCUUUCGAUUCUUGCAUCCUUGGUCUUUCUCUUCUGUUCUUUCACUCCCAAAGUUUCUCUUACAUUCAUUCUUUUUCACUCUCUACUCUCUAAUUUCUUUUUUCUACCAAUUAAAAGGGAGGUUAGGACUAUAUAGUUAAGGGGAAAAGCCAAAUUUGGUAUAUGGAGUUUAACAUCUCAUUGACCUAAAUAUUCAUUAGCUGCAGGGGUGUUGCUAGGGCCACAAAACAUUUUUAUUCCAAAAAUAAUUUGGAGACCCCUUCCUAAAGCCUCUCUCAGAAAAAGGCACUAACAGGCACACACAGUCACAAACAGGGUACACAGACAGGCAAGACAGACGGGCACACAAACACAGUUACACACAGGCAUACAUAGUCACAGGCAGGCACAGACAGGUACAAAAAGACAGUUAUGCAUAGACACAGAUAAAUACACACAGGGACACACAGGCAUUCACAGACACAGACAAGCACACACAGGCACAGACAGACACACACACAAGUAAACACAAGAACAAGUAGGUACGCAUGGGUAAACAUAUACAGGAACACACAUGCAUACGUAUACAAAAUAAAAAAGAUGUCUCUGUGCCUUGGAACUUAGUUUUAGGAAACGCGGGAAGCCAGUCUCUGUUUCAGCAGAGCGGUCGGCUGUAAGCCUUCUAAAGAGAGAGUCCUCAGGCAGCAUGCUGGAAGUCCCACACUUUGUUGGCUGCCUCUUUCUCCUCUGCUGCAAGGAUGUUCUGCUCUCCCUGCCUGCACUGGUCUCCAGAGAUUUGCACAGGGACACACAGGGAAUAUGACAUUCUAUAAUAUAUGCUUCUCCCGGGCCGACUCCUAGACUCAGGAGAUCGGUAACAGGCAGCGAGAAAAAAGUAAGUAAAAGACAAAAUGAUAAAUGGCUAUAAACCCAGCCCCUCAAAUGACCUUCCUCCAUGACCACCUACUAUUGUUGACAAUAUAUUUUAAAGCCUAGCAGUGGGGAUAUCUGUAACUUGUAGCUCCAUCAGAUAGGACUCUUACUUCCAACUUGUCCAUCGGUCUUGAACAGCGUUCUCAUCAGCUUUUUGUAAUGACAUGCAGUGGUGUACUCAGGUUUUAUGCUGCCUUAGGCAUGACAAAACUCGGGCACCCCGCUUCCAAAUUUCUCUUUGCCUGACAUGUACACACCCUAACUGAUGCCUACACUGACAUAAACUCACUGACAGAUACACAGUAAUUGUCAAACAGACUGUUUAACCAACACACACUUUCACUGAAACAUACACAUUCACAGACAUACAAACUCACUCAUUCACAGUUACACUCACUUACAGUUACACACACACAUUCACUGACAGACAGACACACACACUCACAUUCACUGAAAAACAUACACAUUCACUGACAGAUACAGACACUCGCUGACAGACACACAUGCACUCACUGACAGACACACAUACACAUUCACUGACAGAAAUGAAUACACACUCACUGACAGACGCACACUCAUUCAGUGUCAGCAACACGCUCACACUGAGACACACAUAUACUCACUUAUAUAUACAAACUGACAAACACACGUGCACAUUCAUUGAAAGACUCAUAUAUACUUAGUGUCAGACCCCCACCCACUGAGUGUCAGACACACACCCACUCAGUGUCAAACAUACAUAUUCACUGACAGACACAAAAUGCAAAAUGCCUUGUCAGUCUCACACGAAAUACAGAGCUGAUGGCAUGUUUGGUGCAUACAGAUGAAUAAAAAGCUGAUUAAAAUGCUGUCGAUUUCAGGUUCCUUCAUUGGAUCUUUGUUUCCAGGCAUUUUACAAAUAAAUGCUGUUUUUCGUGAAUGACUCCCAUUUAUGUAUUAAAUUUAACACUUACUUACGCUUUGGCCAUUUCAGUUCUAUACAUCAUUGUUUUGAGCAAUUCAUUUACAAUUCAACUGUUGAUAAAAAAAAAGUUAGUUUCUUUGAACACAUGAAAAAAUUAUCCACUCAUAAAAUGCAAAUUACCGAUAUGAUGGUACCCAAGCCUUUCUAAUAAUAGAGUCAAUUUAAUCAUUAUUGAAAAGCAUUUCCUUUAGAUAUACAUGAUUUGGUGCCUUUAGAAACUAGUUGUCAAUUUUAUGGUUUUUUGACAAGCUGUUUUGUUCAAACAUGUGCAUCUAAAUAUAGAUCUUUUGACUUCCUGAGCAAAAUUUGAGCAAUGCACUCCUUGCUUUUAGUUCCUACUUAGUAUUUCAGAUGUAUUUCCUAAAUAUAUAAUAUUGUAACAUGUAUACAUAUUUCAUAAUUAUGUGGGAAUGCUGUGUGGGUUGUGACCCCAGGCUCUUCUAAAAGUUCAUUAUGUGAAAGAAGAAUAUAUGCAUUUUUACCCCAUACUUUUUACCUUUAGGCAAGGAAUACUAAGGUCCCACUUGGUCUGGAGGGGGGAUCUUGUGGUCUGCUCCACCAUCAUAAGCAGACCACUUUAAACAUUUUGUUUGAUUCAAUGCAUCUGAAUGACUUAGAAUGUUCGGUUGGGAACCUGGUAGCAGUCUAGAAGCGUGGGACAAAAAAGGAGCACUGACUGUGAUCUGCAUAUUCUGUAGAUGCUAACCACACAAUCCCAUACUGUAGUGAUUGAGAUCCUGUGUUCUUACAACUGGUCCCAGGAGCUGCAGAGUGGCCCUUCAAAACUGACACUACAUAUGAAUUCCAAAAUAACCUUAGGGUAGUGCAGAUUUCUAAAGAACAAACAUGAUCUAUUUUAGGUUAGAUACCCCCUCUUUUCCAAAGCAAUUUUUUCCAUCCAAGAUCAGACUUCUUUCUUAGUCGGACUAUUAGACAACGCCUUAGUUCAGUUCUGUCUCCAGAACCCUCCUCCUCCCCAGAACAUUCUCAGUCUAAAACCACAAUACCAGCAAAGUUCCUUACUAAAAUCAAAAUUUGUCUCCAUUGACAUAUUCCACCAUUUUCAAAUAAUGAUGGUAGGAGCUACAUAUAAUUUCAAAUCGACAAAUGUUCUCCUGCCCCUUAAUGUUGCAUAUGCGAUGAUUACAUUACCCGCAAUAAUAAUGCUGCUACUCUUAACACAAUGCAGUCUGCCAACAUCAGCGGCAUGGGGAAAUAGGUAUAUGCAGAUUGUAAUGCUUUUUAACCAAUCAGGGUUAUUUGCUAAAGUGAGAAUCCCAAGUGAAUUCAAAUUCAAACUAGCUGAACUGAAUAAUUUUUUUCUAAGUCAGGUUCCGUUUGAAACUCAAUUUGGCUUAAAUUUGAAAUUCACUUUGAAUUCUCAUUUUAGUAAAUAACUCUGUAUAUACAGCAACGCCUAUCACACUGAAAUUCGGUGGAAACAUAUACAGUACAUAGAAUAUUAUAACCAUGCUUUUCUGAUUUGCUUUUCCAAUAGCAUAGUAUGAAGUAAAAUGAACUUAUUGUACAAAUCACACCUACUACACAUAAAGUUUAACCCCUUAAGGACACAACUUCUGGAAUAAAAAGGAAUCUUGACGGAAUAUUUCCGUCAUGUGUCCUUAAGGGGUUAAAAAACAUUUAGAAUUUUUAAAUUGUCUUCAUUCUUUAUUGCCAUAACUAACUUAUCAGUCUCUUUGUAUUUUAGGUUUUGUCCUGCUCUUUAAACAAGUUUCAGGCAGUGAGUAUCUAGAAGUAAAACACUGAAUUAGUUAAUUCCGUUUCAUCAUUAAUAUUUACCAUUUGUCUAUUUUCUUUAUUUUUAUAAUCCACAAGAUCUUCCUAAACCUUCGUUUACAAAGUAUGUGAAAGAUGACAGCUCAAGAAAUGAGAUUAUGGUGGGUGAUACAGUUAUUGCAAAAUGUGAAACGGCCUCACCAAAAGCUGAUACGUUCUAUCUAAGACAUACAAAAGGCAUUGUGACCACAUGGUUAAAUCAGACCGCAGAUCCUACGUUUACAUUUGCCAACAUCAAGAAAGAUCAAAGUGGUAACUAUGUCUGUUUAUACUGCGACGAGUCAACAUGCUCAGAACCCAGUGAUCGUGUCUAUAUUUAUGUUCGAGGUAAGAGAUGAUAAAACCUGGAUUACUUCAUGUUAUUGAAUUGUACUACUACAGUAGGUGUUUAUUUUUGAAACAACAAAAUGCAGUGAAUUUAAUGUGCACCUAUUCAUAAAAAACUAUAGCCUAAUAAUUGACAUUUGUUUUUCAGCCAUUACAAUUCAACGUUUAGUGAAUAUACCCUACAAUAACUUGAACAGGCAUCAAAAACAGCCAUGUAAAGACAUUAUACAUCUGUGUCUGAACACUUAUCUACCCACACAAACACAGCAACACUCAUCACUCACAGCUACCCACCAGCAACCACACUUAUUGCUCACAGCUACCAAUACACAAAACUGCACAUCACCCAGCUACCCACACACAACCAUACGCCACUCACAGCUAGAUACACACAGCAACACAGCUAUCCACACAUUCCCACACACAUAGCUCACAUCUACUGCCAGACCAGCACACAUCAGUCCCAGCUACCUAUGAACAGAAAUGCAUCCCUCAUUAUUACUCACACACACUUCACUCACAGCUGCAACACCAUUUAUAAAAAACAGUCACCCACACACAAACACACAUGCACUGUCACCUCAUGCACACACACACACACACACACACACACACAGUCAGUCAGACAUAGCCACAAUAUACACAUCACAUAUAGUUCUAGCACUUACAGCCACCUUAUAUAAAAAUAACAAAGGAAAAUAAUUACUGUGUGCAAAUAACAGAAAUAACAAAUCCCCAUGUGCAUACUAAUAUGAAAUAUGCUGCCGCACCUAUGUAUAACACCUGAUGCAUUUUACAAAAAACAAAUACAGACACUUACCCUUUAUGUCUAACUAUGAUGCAUGGACAUGAUUUGAGAACUGCAAAUCUAAACGCUUAAUAUUCGUGCCCUUCUCAACAGUAUAUCAUUUCAAUAAAUACAAGUGCACACAUUAACAGUAGAAAAAUUAUAAUAUUUUUGAAGCUGUGAAUUUCUUUAUAUGUACAGGUGAUACUCGAAAAAUGAGAAUAUCGUGAAUGGCCUUUAAGCCAUAAUCAUCGCACUUAUGACAAAUUACGGCUUGAACUAUCUUGCUUUGCAUGUAAUGCGUCUAUCUCAUAUAUUAGUUCCCCUUUUACGUUGCAUUACUGAAAUAAAUUCACUUUUGAUUUCCUAAGGGGUUUAUUGAAAACAUUCGAAACUCUAACUGAAACGUGUAAAAGGACAUGGAUGGACUGAUAGCACUGAGUCAUUUCCUGACUGUAGAAGAAAUGACUAUAAAAGACAAGGAGUCUGCAGAUUUGUAGUAUUUUUCUGAGGGAUAAUAUUUAUUAAAAUAUGCUAGUUAACAGUUUAUAGAUCCUUAUAAGCAGAAAUAGCUCUAAAUUCUGACAUUUCCACUUUUGCAUUUUAGCUUUACAUUAUAUUUAAAAAUGUGCUUAAAUUCUUUUGUUGGCUGAUGGACGUGACAGAUAUAUAGUUAUAAGAGGAUAUAAUAUAUAAAAUGAGGCAUUAUAGUAUGUUCUCUAUUUACCAUGACAGUUCCGUGCACUGUCCAUUUAUUUAAUAUGUUUGUACUAUAUAUUUAAUCUUAGUGUAGGCAGGUUUAGGCAACCUUUCAGACAAUGUGGACUACAUCUCCCAUAAUUCUCUUACAGCCAUAAUGCUGGCAAAGCAUCAGGGGAAAUGUAGUGCACAACAUGUGUGUGCUGAAGUUUGUCUACUGCUGGUGUAGACCAGGGGUGCCCAAAAUGACAAAGCUUCAUGGAAGCUGUAGUUCUACAACAUCUAGGGAUGUACCUUUUGGGCACCCCUGGUGCAGACUAUUAACACAGUCUCUUUUUUUUUUCUAUAUUUUACAGAUCAAUAUCCACAGCCAAAAAUCUCUGUAUCGUCAAGAAAAAUUCUCCUGCCAGACGAAAGUGCCAUCAUCACAUGCAGUACCCAUUUUUCAAACAUUACUUUUACCCUUUAUAAAGAUAAAGUGAAAUUAAAGAAUUACCCUAGUGGACAAAAAACUGUUUCAUAUCCCAUAGAUAAAGCAACUACAUCUGAUGGUGGCGAAUACAACUGUAUAUUUCAAAGAACUUUAGACGACUCACAAACAUUGGUCUCAUCAUUGAGUAAUCCCAUAUUAUUAAGAGUUAAAGGUAACAUUGCUACAACUAUUAAGAUUACAGUGGUCCUGCAAAUAUAGGGAUCUGUGCCCGGGUUAGUCAACACGAGCUUUAUCCCGUAUGAUGCUGACCUGGCAUUUUUUGGUUACAUUCAGGUUAAAAAUAUUUUUUGUAUGAAUAUUUGUAGUUCAUAAUAGAGGUUGGUCAAUCUAUUACAAACUGAGUAUACUACACACAGCACAUCAAAUGAAUACAACUAAUCUUUAUUAUACAAUGUCAUUAAAACCCGGUCGCUGGCGAUCCCACGCCGGCGAUCGCAGUUGAGGGGACUCCCAGGGAGCCCCCCGCGGCACGUCCGACCCCCUGGCAGCCCCUCCAGCCAUGUGAGAGUGAGGUCCUUGCGAGGACCUCACAAUCACAUGGCAGGGAUAGCUGCCUCCUGCAUUGCCAGCAGGGGGGCUGCCUGUAAUGACAGGUAGUCCCCCUGCUGGCUGGAAAUAAAAUUAAUAAAAGUUAAAUAAGUGUAAAAAAAUAUAUAUAUACUUAGAUCAUAUAUAUAUAUUAUAUAUAUAUAUGAUCUAAGUAUAUAUAUAUAUAUAUAUAUAUACACAUAUACAUACACACACACACUGUCUAGGUGUAUUUUACUAUUAAUAUAUAUAUAAUUAUAUAUAUAUAUAUAUUUAUAUAUUAAUAUCAAAUUACACGUAGACUGAUACUGAUUAAAUAUAUAUAUAAUUAUUGUUAUAUAUAUAUUUAUAUAUAAUAUAAAAAAAUUAAAUAUGUAAAUACGUUAAAAAUAAAAUUAAAAAAAUAAUUAAAAAAAUAUAUUAAAAAAUAUAUAGAUGUGUGUUAUUUCAUUCUAACUGUAUUGUGAUAUUAACAUAUAUAUAUUUAUAUCAAAAUACACGUAGAACGAAAUAAUAUAUAUAUAUCUAUAUACAUAAAUAUAUACGUAAAUAUCACUAUAUAUAUACCUAUAUAUAAAUAAAAAUAUUAAAAAAAAAUUAUAUAUAUAUAUACAUAUAUAUAUAUAUACAUAUAUUAAUUCUACAUAUAUAUUUAUAUAAUAUUUUUACAUAAUUAGGUAUCUUAAUUAAUUACAAUUAGCGGGACCUGCCUGACAACCCAUGCCGAAAGUAAAGGGAAUUUAUUUGCUAGCACUAUAUUUAACCCUAUAACUUUCCAAGACACCAUAAAACCUGUACAUGGGGGGUACUGUUCUACUCGGGAGACUUCGCUGAACACAAAUAUUAGUGUUUCAAAACAGUAAAAUGUAUUACAAUGAUGAUAUCGCCAGUAAAAGUGACUUUUUUUGCAUUUUUCACGCACAAACAGCACUUACACGGACGAUAUUAUUGCUGCGAUACUUUUUACUGUUUUCAAACACAAAUAUUUGUGUUCAGCGAAGUCUCCCGAGUACAACAGUACCCCUCAUGUACAGGUUUUAUGGUGUUUUCAAAAGUUACAGCGUCAAAUAUAAGGCUUGCGUUUCAUUUUUUCACAUUAAAAUUCGCCAGAUUGGUUACGUUGCCUUUGAGACCCUAUGGUAGCCCAAGAAUGAAAAUUACCCCUAUGAUGGCAUACCAUUUGCAAUAGUAGACAACCCAAGGUAUUGCAAACGGGGUAUGUCCAGUCUUUUUUAGUAGCCACUUAGUCACAAACACUGGCCAAAAUUGGCGUUUUUUGCAUUUAUCACACACAAACAAAUACUAACACUAACUUUGGCCAGUGUUUGUGACCAAAUGGCUACUAAAAAAGACUGGACAUAACCCAUUUGCAAUACCUUGGGUUGUCUACUAUUGCAAAUGAUAUGCCAUUAGGGGUGUAAAUUUCUUUCCUGGGCUACUAUAAAGUCCCAAAGGCAACGUAACCAAUCUGGCGAAUUUCAAUUUCAAAUGUAACGUGCUAUAUUUGACCCUGUAACUUCCCAAAACGCCAUAAAACCUGUACAUAGGGGGUACUGUUUUACACGUGAGACUUUGCUGAAUACAAAUAUGUGUAUUUUAUUGCAGUAAAAGCAAACAGUAUUAUGACAUUGACUGUUAAAAUGUCAUGUAGAACUAAAAAAAUUAUAAAAAAUCUUAUUUUCUCCCAUUUUUUUCAUAUUAAAUUAUGUUUCAUAGCUAAAUAUUUGAUAUUAAAUGAAAGCCCUGUUUUCCCUGAAUAAAGUUAUAUAUAAUAAGGGUGGGUGCAUUUACUAUGAAAGAGGUGUAUUACGGUUGGACAGACGUAGCGCAAAUGCCAGGCUUUGUUUACAUUUUUUUUCGUUUACAACGUGUACAUUUGGCUCCGUCCUUAAGGGGUUAAUAAUUUUCAGGAAUGAAAAAGUCAAAAACAACCAGGAGAGCAGACACAAAACACCAAAACCGAGCCCUCCCCAACUGUACUACCCAUGCAGUCCAUUCCAUUUGCACACUGUACUGCAAUGCAAAACGUUUAACGCCCCCCUGUAUCAUGAUCUCUCACCUCCCUCCCAUGGCACUGGAAGAGUUAAAAACCCCUCUGUCACUUACAUGAUUCCAGUGCUGAUGUCUCUCUGUGCUGGGUCAGAAUCCUCCACUAACAUCAGCCAUCGGGGGGACUUAAUGUGCAUUCGCGGCAAGGGCUGUGUUGGCAUUAUGACUACCCUACAAGAAAGCACUGCUCAAUGCUUUCCUAUGGGAUUUUAGAUGAUGCUGGAUGUCCUCAUGAAUGACAUGAGGAUAGCCACUAGAGGAGGAGUUAACCCUGCAAGGUAAUUAUUGUAAUUAAUCAAUAACUACAAUAAUUACUAUUGCAGAGUUAAGGGCAAUAGGGACAGUGCACCCAGAUCACGUCAAUAAGCUGAAGUGGUCUGGGUGCCUAUAGAGUCCCUUAGAAAUUAGGUUGUGGGGGAAUCUACACCUCUAUGAUGGCAGCACUGAAAUUUUUAUUUAGACCUUUAUCCCUUUACUAGUUUUUGUAUUUUGUUAAGUUUAUCUCCAGCGUGUUAUGUUUCUGUUACUACAAGCCAUCCCCUUCCUCCUUAGCACAGCCUUUCUGUAUUCGAGCUCUUCGAUAAGUGUGAAAGGUAGGUACUCUGGGCAGUUACUAAAUGAGCCCUGUUACUACCAGAAAGUAACAAGGCUCAUUGAUAAAAGGGUCACGUUUUACUGACAAAGGCAGCUAUCCACACAUAAACAGGGAUGGAAGGACAGUGGCCUGGGCCCCCUGGUCAAAUUAGGCUUUGGCCCCAUGCAGGCCAGUAUACAUGAGAUAAAAGGGAAAGUCCAGGCUGUGGUACAUGUACCAUGUAUUUAAUUGCAUGUGUAUGUAAUAUGAAUGUAUGUAUGUUUGCAUAUAGCCACUGUGAGCCCUUGUGUAAGUCUGAAUCUCUAUAUGCUACACUAUGUGUUUUAAAUUCAUUUUUUACAAAUUCUGUUUUAUUAUGUUCCAAGAGCUGGUAAAAUGACUUAGAAUUGCUUGACAUACUGGUUUAUUUGUGUAGCAUGGCUGUAUGUAUAAGGGGUUACUUGUGAAUCAUGCCAAUGUGUUUGUAUGAGAGGGUGCAUUUGUGUAGCAUAACAAUGUGUUUGCCUGAGGAGAGUGUAUUUGUAAAGUGUGCCAGUAUAUUUGUAUGGGAGGGGGUGUAUUUGUGCAACGUGGCACUGUUUUUGUAUGAAGUGGGGUGUUUGUAUGAGGGAUAUAUUAUGUCAGUUUGUGACAGUUUACGUGUGUGCAUACGGCUUAAAUGUGGUGUGCACUUUGCAUUCCCACUGUUUUUGCUUCCUUAUUGUAGUGUCUCUUUCCAACACCCUUCCAUACACACGCCACCUGUUUAAUGUAUUUAAACAUGCCUAUACAAUUUAAAUUAAAUAUAGUUUUCAGAUAUUAGAAGUAAUUGGGCAAUUGUAAUUCUCCUUCCAUAGCCAGUAGUAGCUCAUUCUCACCUUCCCUUCCCUAUUGCGAGAACUAACACAUUUUCCAUGAUGCCCCCUACAGCCUGUAGCACCACAAUGUAUCCCCAUCACUCCCAAUGCCCACUACUAGCCCAUUUACCAAUGUAUCCCCAUCACUUCCAAUGGCCACAACUACCCUAUUCACCAAUGUAUCCCCAUCCCUCCCCAUAGCCACAUCGCAACCCUGCCCCUACAAACAGCCAAAAGCCUGUAGUCACUCACUGGAGCAUGAGACUGCAGGGACAGCUACUGUAGCAAAUGGGCGAGGCUUAUGAACAGGGGCCGGCAGAAGACCGUGCGGGCAGCUUCUUGUGGGCAGGCUGCUUCAGGAGCUCUUUGAACUCCCCAGCUGAGCCACUAGUUCACUUCACGCCGCAGACGGACCCCAAAGAGCCUCAUGACCUCGUCCCAUGCCAGUUUUUCCCAAGUGCUCAAUUGCCCCUGCACAUAAGGCAUUUUGGCAAGCUGAAAUGCUUUAUGUGUUUGGAGUGUUUCUUUCUAAUGCCAUGCUAUUUCAGAUAUAAAUGUGUGUGUCGAAAGACAAAAUGCUGCCCUUCUGCUUAAUAAAAUAUACAGAGAGAGAGAGACACAUGUGGGAAUGGGAUAUGGCAAGAGGAACACAGGUGAUGGAAUAGGGGAUAUGAGUUAUACAACUAAAUCAGGGGAGCCAGGCUUAUACUGAAAAAAAAUGUUUUGAUCAGUUUGACAAAUUACUCAUAACAAAAUCUCCUUUAUUUAAAUAUUUCAGAUCUACCCAAACCUUCAAUAGCUGAUGAAGAUGAUACCAGCAGAAACAAGAUAAGAUUUUACUGCAUAGCUCCCACUAUGGAGCAAAUGCUAAGUUUUCAGCUACUAAGUGAACGCAAAGGAAUUGAAAGUCAAAUUAGAGCAACGAAUGCCAAAAAUGCAACAUUCAUCAUUGACAGGCCCAAACACACUACUCAGUAUUUUUGUAAAUAUUAUAUAACAAUGGAUUUUGACAUGGCGUAUUCGAGAAGGAGUGAUGGAAAAACCAUAAAAGGUAAGGGUACCUCAAACCAGUUACAAAUUAAUAAUCAGUGACUGCUUUGAUCAUUUAAAUUUCCUAUUCUACUCUUGUGAUACUUCAACCUUGGGUAAAAAGCUUUUCCAUAAAAUUAAGAAUUGUUAAGAAUUUAAAAAUACAAAAAAAUAAAUACCAUACAAAAGAAUGGGCAAAAAUAUACUGGUGCUUAUAUACUGUCAGGGUAUGCUAAAGCUAAAUGGUAAAUUUUAUGACUCCUGCUUAAAAUAUAGCCCCUCACAAAAACCUGCCAUAUACCACAUCCAAUGUCCUACCCUAAUCCCUAACAUGAUUUUUAAAUCACAUUAUGACAUGUUGAGUGAAUUCAGAGUAUAAUAUAAACUCAUAUUUAUAAACUGCACCCUCCUGUAUUAAAACAGUACUGUCACCUCCGGAGACCUUUAGAGAACUUCUCCAAAGACAGUAGUUACGUCGGUUUGUUCUUAAGUAAUUUCUUAAUAUAUGUGACUAGAAAUUGUUUUUAUUAUUAUCAUUUGUUUUUAUUUUAAUUAUAGGGAUUGACUAUACCACAAUUAAUGUCAUCCGGCUUCUUAUCGCAGCUUUGGUUCUUAUUCUGCUUGGUGGAAUUCUCUGGAAGGAAUCAAAUGAUUUCAAGACAUCACAGGAAGAAUAUCUCCCUAAACUGCCAUCUGCAAGGGGCAAAAGUACUAGAAUAUCUAAAGCUACAGAUGUUAUUUGCCAAAGUGGCCUUCCGAAUGAGAGUAUGUUGUAAUAUCUUGAGUGUGAUACUCACAACUGCUCUCUGUGUCAUGAUAGUGUUAACAUGCAAGUAUGGGUAAAUUCUAAGAUAUAAAAUAAACUUUUUUCUACAUUAGGUUUGGCUCACAAAACAGUGAACUUUGAUGAGCAGAGAAACAACUUUUUCAAAAUUAAGAACAAAAUAUUACUUUUCUGGUCUGUGAACCUGGCAUUUAACUAGCUGUCAAAGUAGCCUGUAAAUUAAUCCUUCAAAGGGAAAAUUGAGAUUUAAAAGUACAUCCUUAAAGGAUCACUAUAGUGUCAGUAAAACAAAGCGGUUUUCCUGACACUAUAGUGCCCUGAGUGUGCCCCCACCCUCAGGGUCCCCCUCCUGUGGCACUGAAGAACACCUUCAGUUACUUUUUUUUAAUCCAGUGCCGGGCUCCCUCCGCGCUGGUGACCUCUCCUCCCCGUCCAACGUCAGCUUCCCCGUCCGGCGUCAGUGGAGCCGAAUGCACAUGCGCGGCAUGUGCCGCACACGCAUUCAAAGUUUACAUAGGAAAGCAUUGCUUAAUGCUUUCCUAUGGACGCUCUGCGCGAUGGAUGCCAAAUUUGCAUCCAGCGUCGCAGAUGCGCCUCUAGUGGCUGUCCAGAAGACAGCCACCAGAGGCUGGAUUAACCCCAAAGGUAAACAUAGCAGUUUCUCUGAAACUGCUGUGUUUACAUCUGAAGAGUUAAAACCUGAGGGACAUUGCACCCAAACCACUUUAUGAGCUGAAGUGGUCUGGGUGACUAUAGUGUCCCUUUAAACAUUUACUCAAUACAUGUUAGCCGCUAUAUUAUUAAGUUUGCACUAUUUUAGUAAUGAAUGCAAUAUGCUCUGCUGAGGGUGUUAAGGCUCCUCGUUAAAAUUAACUUUAACUUUUUUUGCUGUUGGCUACUAUUUUAUUUCAUUUCAUAUGCAUUAAAUGCAUGCUAAAAAUUCUAUAUGCCCCUUAGCUUUUUAGCGCUUAGAAGAUAAUCCCCUUAAAUUAUAGCAAGGGUACAUAUAUAAAUAGAAAU